Messenger RNA from Ceraceosorus bombacis, 2188 nucleotides. NCBI's taxonomy places the organism in Eukaryota, Fungi, Basidiomycota, Exobasidiomycetes, Ceraceosorales, Ceraceosoraceae. The record is from the annotation of a GenBank genome assembly.
AUGAUACUUCGAUUGCCGAACCACUUACUGGGCAGGUUGGGAGACGUCGAGGGGUACCAGCUCUUGCCCUUGGUCGGCAAUGGGCAAAAAACAAACAUCGUCGGUACGGGCCCGCUGUCGGAUGCCGAGCAAAGAAGGCAGAGGAUACACACGCUUUCUAAACGAGCGCUGGUUCUGGGCAUUUCUUGCUUGCUCUGCAUAGCUGUGCUGCUAAGAGUGUCAAAGAGAACGCUCACCUUCGAAGAGGAAGCUUUCAGCAACGCAGUCAAGGUCACGGAGCAGCCGCUAGACAAGUCGGCUGGAGACUCUUCAGCGGUACCCUUGUCAGCCGCUCCUUCGCAGACGAGUGCCAUGCCCACCUCGCUAGGCGGUGUUCCGCUCAUCCCUCCACCUCGUCCGACCAGCCCGCUACCACCCGCCACUGACAAUGUGUACGGCCAAUCAACUCCCGACUUCGAGACUUACAUUUCGGAGCUCAGGGAUUUUACACGUUUAGAAUUCCCCAGCUGGCAUGCUGAUGCCGUGCUCGCACUCCUCGACGCCCACUUAGGCUUCGAGAACACUUCGACCUCGUCGCAUGCAUCCGGAAAUGCCGAAGAGGGGCGCAUUGGUACCAAACGCAACGGCACAGCGCAGACCUCUCACUCCAACAGCUCCGCUCUAUCCACGCAAAUUCCGAAGAAUUUUUGGCAGACCGAUAAACGCAAACGCCAACGCAUCAGCUGGGGCUUUGAGAAUCUCAACGAGGGUCAAGGGUGGACGUUCAGCAUGCUCCAUGAUGAUGACAUUGCGAGCUGGAUCUUGCAGAAUUUGGGGCAACCCGAUAAAGUUGUAUCUGCCGGGCUCAAUGCGACCUUCAUCGACAAUUAUUCAAAGGCUGACGCACCUCCAGCGCGGAAGUCAACGAGUAGCCGGUCAUCCACGGCCGAGCCAUCUCCAUCGCCAUCGGGCACGACCAACGGAUUGAGGCAGAUCUGGGAUCGCAUCAACCAACCUAUCCUGCACGCUGAUCUAUGGCGAUACCUCAUUCUGACUUUGCCGACAUACGGAGGCAUUUAUUCUGACAGCGAUACGCAGUGCCUCAAACCAUUUUCAGCAUGGGGACGUAAUGCUACAUUUUGGGCAGUCAGCAACCUCUCCGCGCGACAGGUGACCCGGCCGCCCAGCGUCAUCUUGGCAGUGGAAGCAGAUGUCGGGAGCAAUCAAGAGUGGUUCAAGUGGUGGGCGCGACCGCUGCAGUUCGUCCAGUGGACGAUGGGCAGCGCCCCGGGUCACCCAAUCUUUAUAGAUUUGCUGCGAAGGAUCAAGUUGUCGUCGUUGGCGUAUCGGGACGCCAAGCUGGAACAGCAACGCAAGAUUAAUAUGCUAAGGGCUGAGGCGGGCUCACUGCAAGCCAAGCUCGACUUUGUUAGUGCGAAGUCUGGACAUUCAAUGACUCGCGUCGCUAGCGUCAAGACCCGCCUCGCCCGCUCUCCUACCUCUACCGCAGCCCCUAAGCCUGAGCGAAGGGAGUGGCUGCAAGACUGGCUUUCAUUAGAGUCCACAAGAACGAUCGCAAACUUUGAGUCGACGUCUGCCUCAUCUUCGACCUCCUCAACUAGCAGCAGACCUAGACCGACAGACGCAUCGCUGCUACCAAUCUUUGAGAAGAUAGAGUCGCUGCUAGCCGAAGCCGCGCUGCUGGAGAGCACACCGCUGGUGAACAGCGACACGCAAGGCGAAUUGUCCAUCAUGGAAUUGACUGGACCGGGCGUCUGGACCGAUUCGGUGGUCAAUUACCUCAAAGUGCGCUACGGCCUCGAUUGGACGCACUUCAAGGAUUUGGAGCAUCCUGUGCGGAUAGGGGAGCUGGCGAUUUUGCCGAGAACAGCUUUCAGUCCUGGUGUGAAUACGCCCGGUUUUGGAUCAACCUGGGACGACGAGGCCAUGGUCUAUCACGAGGUGAGCCGAAAGAGAUUGCUGCGCGAGCCGAAGGGCGGCGAGUUGUGCUGAGCGGUGGCAGCAUCUCUUCCCCGAUCCCCAGUUUCGCGGCACUUGGCGAGUAUCAGCAAAGCCGGAACCAGAGCCACCAGCCCCAGAUGACGCCUCCGCUUCGUCGAGCUCUGCAUCGGCAGCGCAAUCGAGCAACGCGUCAAGUGCCAGUGAUGCUGGCGGCAAAGCCCCAGAGGACGACCCUUCUUGGAGCUGA